AUGUCGCAAAAAGAGGGUGCUGGUGUGGUCCACCAGGAAAGCACCUUGAACCAUGUCACCCUGGACAAAGAGCCUCAGGGCCAAAUCAGAGAAGUCAAUGCCGCAUCGGUUGCCCUUGCAGCGGCCGUUGCUGCUCAGCCUCCUCGGCUGCUGUCCACAAACAUGAUCAAACUGUACAUGAUCAUGGGUAUCUGUUAUCUGGUCUCCACUAUGAACGGGUUUGAUUCCUCGCUCAUGGGUGCCAUCAAUGCCAUGAAGCCCUAUCAGGAUUCUUUCGGACUAUCCGGUGCCGGGUCCUCCACCGGCGUGGUCUUCAUCAUCUACAAUCUCGGUCAAAUUGCGGCUUUCCCCUUCUGUGGUCUCCUGGCUGACGGCUACGGUCGUCGUAUCUGUAUUUUUGUCGGUUGUCUCAUUGUCUGGAUUGGCACUGCGGUUCAGGCCCCCGCCACCAGUAUGAGCAUGUUCAUGGGCGGCCGUUUCCUGCUCGGAUUCGGUGCUUCUCUCGCCAGUGCUGCGGCUCCCGCCUGGUGUGUCGAGCUCAGUCACCCAGCCUACCGUGGUACCAUGGCUGGUAUGUACAACAACUUCUGGUGGUUGGGUAAUAUUCUGGCUGGCUGGACCACCUACGGAAGCAACCUGCACCUCCAGACAUCAUGGGCGUGGCGGAUUCCCACCAUUGUCCAGGCUGGUCUGCCCGGAGUCGUUCUCGUCUCUGUCCUGUUCUUCCCCGAGUCUCCCCGUUGGCUCAUUGCCAAGGACCGCCGUGAGGAGGCCCUGGACGUGCUGGCCAAGUAUCACGGUGAAGGUGACCGCCACCACCCCAUUGUCCAGCUCCAGUACCACGAGAUCACCGAGCAGAUCAGCGCCACCCACAACGACAACCCCUGGUGGGACUUCCGCGAGCUGGUCAACACCAAAGCCGCCCGCUACCGUCUCUCCCUCCUGGUCCUCAUGUCCCUGUUUGGCCAGUGGUCCGGCAACAACGUCGUCUCCUAUUUCAUGCCCCAAAUGAUCAUCCAAGCCGGCAUCACGGACCCCAGCAAGCAGCUGCUCAUCAACGCCAUCAACCCCAUCUUCAGCAUGAUCGGCGCCAUCUACGGCGCCACUCUGCUCGACAAGCUCGGCCGUCGCACCAUGCUUCUCGCCGGUCUCGCCGGCGGUCUCAUCGCCUACAUCAUGCUCACAGCCUUCACCGCCGAGACCCCCAACAACCCCAACCUCAGCUACGGCGUCAUCGUCUCUAUCUACCUCUUCGGUAUCAUCUUCGCCUGGGGCUUCACCCCCUUGCAGACUCUGUACGCCGUCGAGGUCCUGGAAAACCGCACCCGUGCCAAGGGCUCCGGUCUGAACUUCCUCGUCCUCAACGUCGCCAUGGUCGUCAACACCUACGGUAUCUCCGUCGGUAUCGAGAAGAUUGGCUGGAAGCUCUACCUCGUCUACAUUGCCUGGAUCAUCGUCGAGAUGGUCGUCAUUUACUUCUUCUUCGUCGAGACCGCCGGCAAGACCCUUGAAGAACUCAAGGAGAUUUUCGAUUCUCCCAACCCCCGCAAUGCCAGUCUGAAGAGGACAAAGGUCGAGAUCGACCAGACGGGCAAUGUUGUUGGCAUGGAGGCAUGA
Penicillium diatomitis is the source of this 1617-nucleotide messenger RNA. Its product is annotated as Lactose permease. NCBI's taxonomy places the organism in Eukaryota, Fungi, Ascomycota, Eurotiomycetes, Eurotiales, Aspergillaceae. Gene Ontology annotation, biological process: transmembrane transport; carbohydrate transport. Gene Ontology annotation, molecular function: carbohydrate:proton symporter activity. The transcript has 4 exons. The record is from RefSeq and is a predicted model, not a curated record. The coding region runs from base 1 to 1617 and encodes 538 amino acids. Gene Ontology annotation, cellular component: membrane.